Cicer arietinum (chickpea) is the source of this 1423-nucleotide messenger RNA. Its product is annotated as 4-hydroxy-tetrahydrodipicolinate synthase, chloroplastic-like. NCBI's taxonomy places the organism in Eukaryota, Viridiplantae, Streptophyta, Magnoliopsida, Fabales, Fabaceae. The record is from RefSeq and is a predicted model, not a curated record. Gene Ontology annotation, molecular function: 4-hydroxy-tetrahydrodipicolinate synthase activity.
UAAUAAUAAUUAAUUGUGGUAUUGGUCAAUGAUCAUUUGUUUCUGUCUGCAGUUAUUCUUCAUUCUUCCCCAAAAUCAUUCUUUUCUUUGUUUCAGUGAUCAUGUUGAAAGGCUAUUCUAGUACCUCCUUCUUAACACCACCCUCCAUCGCCACCAACUUCAACACAAGAUACACACACUGUAAGCUUCAGCAAGCAGCUGCAAAACUUGAUGUUCGCCUCGAGUUGAGCAGCGCAGCGGCAGCAAAAGAUAGGACAUCGAUUGAGGAUGUACGGAGUCUGAGAUUUAUCACCGCAGUCAAGACUCCAUACUUACCUAAUGGAAAAUUUGAUCUUGAAGCAUAUGAUAACUUGGUGAGUAUGCAAAUUUCAAAUGGUGCCGAAGGCAUUCUUGUCGCUGGCUCAACCGGCGAAGGCCAAUUAAUGACAUGGGAUGAACAAAUAAUGCUUAUAGCACACACAGUCAACUGUUUUGGCGAUAAUGUUAAAGUUAUUGGCAAUGCAGGAAGCAAUUGCACGAGAGAAGCAAUCAAUGCGACCGAGCGAGGUUUCGCAGUUGGAAUGGAUGCAGCACUUCAUAUAAACCCUUACUAUGGAAAAACCUCAAUGGAAGGUUUGAUUGCUCAUUAUAAUAGUCUGCUUUCAAUAGGACCUAUAAUCAUAUACAAUGUACCUUCAAGGAGUACUCAAGAUAUUCCUCCAAGUGUAGUUGAAAACUUGGCUCAAAACUCUAAUUUAGUUGGUGUGAAAGAGUGUGUUGGAAAUGAGAGAGUGAAAAUGUAUACAAGUAAAGGAAUUGUUGUUUGGGGAGUUGAUAGAUUAAGCCAUGAAGCUAGAUGGGAUUGUGGAGCUGUUGGUGUUCAAUCUGUUGCAAGCAACUUGGUUCCUUGUUUAAUAAGGGAACUCAUGUUUGGUGGUAAGAAUCCUUUGUUGAAUUCAAAGCUCAUGCCUUUGUUUGAUUGGCUUUCUUUGGAGCCAAGUCCAAUUGCUUUGAACACUGCUCUUGCUCAACUUGGUGUUAUCAAGCCUGUUUUUAGGUUACCAUAUGUGCCUCUAAGUAUGGAACAAAGGGUGGAGUUUGUGAAUUUGGUGAAGGAAAUUGGUAGAGAACACUUUGUUGGAGAUAAAGAUGUUCGAGUUCUUGAGGACGAUGAAUUUAUUAUUGUCGGUCGGUAUUAAUUUAGAUUGCCUUCUUUAAGCCUUAUUUUGAGUUACUUAGUGUGUAUUGACAUUUAUACCUAAUGCGCUGACACAGACAUAAACAUUAGGUAGACUUUUAAUAUGAAGUUUCAGUCUUACUUAGUUUUUAUAUCAUUCCUAAGGAGUUACUUAGUAAAACAUGAUUUGAUUUCUUUGCAAGAGUUGAUUGAGUCGCUUUUUAUAGAUGGAAUAAGUUAUGUUAGAUUAUACAUUUUGUGUGAAAA